This is a messenger RNA of Leptosomus discolor (cuckoo roller), 498 nucleotides long. Lineage: Eukaryota; Metazoa; Chordata; Aves; Leptosomiformes; Leptosomidae. The record is from RefSeq and is a predicted model, not a curated record.
CUAAAAGAAGAGAAUGCCAGUUUGAGAAGCAAGAUCAAUAAGCUUCAGAUUUUCUCUGAAACUCAAGCAGACAAGAUGAGGAAGCUUGAAAAAAAGCUUGAGGAAAACAAAAUCAAAGAAGAAAAAGAAGCGCAGGAUUUGGAAGCAAUGGUGCAGCACGUGGAACAGAAUCUCCAGCUGAUGACUAAACGGGCUGUUAAGGCAGAGAACAGCGCGGCGAAGCUGAAGCAGGAAAACGCGCUGCUUCAGGUUCAGCUGAAGAACUACAAGAUGGAGAACGAAGCCUUGAGGUCGGGCCAGUCGGCGAGCCUGGCCGUGGUGAAACAGAACGCAGACCUCGCCCUGCAGAACCUCCUCACGGUGAUCACAAACUCCCGCUCUUCGAUCAAGCAGCUGGUCUCUGGAGCAGAGUCGCUGCAGCUCGUCGCCGAUCUCCUGAAAUCGAUAGACAGAAUUUCUGAAAUGUCAGAGGAUGGACAGUGACUUGGACAAAACGGA